CUGGUUCAACAGAUGCAAAACAAAAAAAAAAACUAAGUUGCAAAAACAUGCUCAAAGUGAACAUCAUUUGACACCAAUAGUUAAAUGGGUGUGUUACAUACAUUCUAAAAAACUAGGAACAAAUUCAGUGAUUUCACAGUUGUCAGCUGCUAGCAAAGAACAAAUAUUGAGAAAUCACGAAUAUAUAAAAUGUCUUAAGUGAUAUAGUGUUAUACCACGGCCGUCAAGGAAUUGCACUACGAGCACAUCGAGAAGAUGUAAAUUCAUUAAAUAAAGGAAAUUUUAAAGAAAUGUGUUCUCUUUUUGCAAGACAUAAUUCUGAUUUUGCUAAAAUAUAUAAUGCUGAAAAAAAAACUACUCUAGUUGGACAAUACAAAAUGAGUUAAAAACCAUUUGUGCAACAUAUUUAAUAGAUAUUAUCAUUAAUGAAAUACGAGAAUCAAGAAUGUUCAUCAUUCAAUGUGAUGAAGCUCGGUGUUAUAAACAAGAGCAACUAGCACUUUGUAUUGGAUAUUUAAAAACUUUAGAAGUUUAUGAAAGAUUUAUUGAGUUCUAUGAUGUCUCAGAAAACCAAAAUGCUGCUUCCUUAGUUGCUGUUUUGCUUCAUUUCAUAAAUUCUUCAAAUUUGAGUAAUGUCCCUAUUAUUGGACAAUCCUAUGAUGGGGCUGCAAUUAUGUCUGGUUCAGUAGGAGGUGUUCAAACCAAAUUUAGACAAUCCCAUCCUUCAGCAUCUCGAGCUGUUUAUGUCCAUUGCAUGGAUCAUAAGCUUAACUGAGUCAUUGUGGAUAUGUGCAAGCAUUUAAAAGAUGCUAGGAAUGUCUUUAAUGGUCUAGAAGCUUUAGCUUUAUAUGUCCACUUUUCUAAGCGAGCUAAAGACCAUAAAUUGAAAAAUAUGCAAAAUAAACUUGGGCUAAAAAACACUAAACUAGAACAACUUAGUGAUACCAGAUGGGUUUGUAGAUUUAAAAGCUGCAAUGCUCUUAUACAAAAUUAUAAAUCUAUUUUAAUGACUUUGGAUGAUGAGAUACUUGAACAAAAAUCAAAAUAUGUGGCACAAGCAAUUGAUUCUUCAGUCCAUACAUAUAUUGAGUACUCAGCUUCAGUUAAAAGAAACAACUCUGGGCCGAUCGGGUAAUUUGAUAAAAGGAAUAAUUUC
Molecule: messenger RNA, 1156 nt
Organism: Acyrthosiphon pisum (pea aphid)
Lineage: Eukaryota; Metazoa; Arthropoda; Insecta; Hemiptera; Aphididae
Exons: 5
Coding region: 788-1135 (115 amino acids)
Source: RefSeq, a predicted model, not a curated record